AUGGAAAUUGAAAGUGAAGCCAAAACAGCAAUAUCUAAAAUUUCAUCUAAAUAUAAUUUUACUUGGGUUAUACCACAUUUUGAGCAAUUAAUCGAACGCACACCUAUAAAACAAUUUACUUUUGGUAAACUAGAGACUGGAUUAAAUGUUGAGGCUCUAAAAGAUAUUUAUUUAAAAGCUGAUAUGUGGGACAUGAAAGAAUUUAAUGAUCUAUUUCUCAAAACGGAGUCUUUGAAAUAUGUUCAUGAAAAUUGGCAAGAUAUUAAACCAUCUCAAAAUAUGAAAGAUUUUUUAUUUGAGGCUGAAGUGGAUUGGGUAGAAGAAUUAAUGUUUGCAAGAUUUUUUGGUUUUGGUAAAAAAUAA
Entrophospora sp. SA101 is the source of this 363-nucleotide messenger RNA. Lineage: Eukaryota; Fungi; Glomeromycota; Glomeromycetes; Entrophosporales; Entrophosporaceae. The record is from the annotation of a GenBank genome assembly.